AUGUUUUUCUCAACUCGAACUCUUACAGCCAUUGCGGCCGGCCUGAUUACUCUCCCCUCUGUCGCUUAUGCCCAAUGCCUUGCUAUCCGUACUUACCAACACUCGAGGCCUCUUAUGAACGAUGUCUUGACCAUGGAGUUCUGGAAUGAUGGUCAAAAGGUUUGCCAUCAACGCGCCUCGGAAUUCUUCGCCGAUAAUGAAGAUUACUACCAAUGGGAUUGCACCGAUCUCUUUGUUCCGGAGUACAAAUGGCGCAUUCAAUCUAGGGAAAAUGGAAAACAAGUCCAUGUUCAAGAGAUCAAUGGCGCUGGCGAGGUCACUAUCGAUUAUGAAAUGACCAUGCAGGAAACAAAGACGUGGACUGCGUGUGGAGUGAUGGGUGACACUGCAUGCAAGCUGGAAGAUACCUAUUUCGAAUCUUGUUCUUGGACAUCUGAUCUCUGUGUUGAAGGCGUUCACACUUGCACGCUUUGCGAUGGCAAGGCCACCUGCGACGUUCCUCCCUAA
This is a messenger RNA of Fusarium sp. VM40, 507 nucleotides long. Lineage: Eukaryota; Fungi; Ascomycota; Sordariomycetes; Hypocreales; Nectriaceae. The record is from the annotation of a GenBank genome assembly.